AUGUCCUGUGGCGCAACGCGCGGCAUUGACUUUGAAAUCCAAGUCCUGUUCAAAGCUUCGAUGUCCGCCAAUACAGCCGGUCCAAAUGCUGUUGCAGCGCAGGGACAGCAACCUGUGCAGGAUGAGUCUCCUUUCCGCAAAGUGUUUGGGAUCAUCCAGGCCUAUUCAGCAUGGCCAUUGGGCAUCCCCCUCUCCGUACACGUCCACCUUUCAACUGAUCCUACAGGCAACAUCUUUGCCAAGUCGGAAGAGAACGCUAAACUGCCCCAUUUCGUAUGGGAAAAUAUCACGUUUGGGGAUUGGAACGAAGCACGGACAAUAGAGUACAACGUCGAUUUGCCUGAGUCUGUACAACACAAUGGUUCGCUGUGGGCAGAUAUCUUCGUGGUCAGGGAUAGUGCGGAUCUGGACCCUUUCAAACCAAAUUUCAAUCCGAACACCGUGCAUCAUGCCAGGAAACUGCUAACGCGGUAUCUGCCCAGGCCAAGGGUCCGCAAAGAAAGGCUUCUACUGAAGGGAGAGGAGCUCGAGGAAGAUGCUGACGAUGUCAAUUUAACCCUAGCACUGGUGUCGGAUACGCCCGUGUUGCAGUACGCACAACUGCCCCCACCAGUUGCGGCUCACGUUCAACUCGUGCCCGGCCAACGCGAUGAAACUGGCACGAAGGGCUACUACAAGCCUAUUAUUUUCCCCAACGAGUUCUGGAAUUUCCGCUCGCAAUACGUUGAGAUCAACACGACCACGCCUACUCUCCCUAUUCAAUUCGUGUUCCAGCCAAUGUCGUAUUUCAAGUUCCAGUUAUUCUCAUCAAUGACGGUUGGGUUUGAAGAGGCCGCCAAACAACAAGGCGGCAGCUCCGGAGCUGAGCUUGACGAGCUCAAGCGCAUGCUUAUCGAGACGAAUCCGUGGUUUCUGGGGUUGACUGGUCUGGUCAGCAUACUGCAUGUAUUGUUUGAGAUGUUGGCAUUCAAAUCCGAUGUCUCUCAUUGGAGACACAAGAACGAGUUGACGGGAGUAUCUGUUCGGUCAAUUGUCACCAAUGUUUUUGUUCAAUUAGUUGUCUUGUUGUACUUGAUCGACAACAAUACUGACACGAGCUGGAUGAUUCUCAUGGGAUCUGGCAUGGGGUUGCUCAUCGAGGCUUGGAAGAUCACUAAGGCUGUGGACAUCAGCAUUACAUCCACACCUGCCGGCUCGACCUUGCCUUGGCAGAUUGAAAUCAAAGACAAGCAUGUGCUCAGCGAAGAUGAGAAGAAAACACAAGAAUACGACAAGCUCGCAUUCCGCUAUGUUUCAUAUGUUGCCAUUCCGUGUCUCGCCAUUUAUACUGUGUACUCGCUACUAUACGAGAGUCAUAGAGGGUGGUAUAGCUUCGUCAUCUCGACGCUAACGUCUUUCGUUUACAUGUUCGGCUUCGCACAAUUAAUCCCACAACUAAUCAUCAACUACAAACUCAAGAGCGUGGCUCACAUGCCUAUGAAAGCCAUGAUUUACAAGUCGCUAUCUACCGUAAUUGAUGACCUCUUCGCCUUCAUCAUCAAGAUGCCCAUCCUUCACCGUCUUGCAUGUUUCAGGGACGACGUUGUCUUCCUCAUCUUCCUCUACCAGCGCUGGAUAUAUCGGGUUGAUCCCAAGCGAGUGAACGAAUAUGGCCAGGUCAUGGCUUCUGAUGCAGACACGGCAAUCGAGAAGAAAGUCAGAGAGUCGAAGAAGGACAAGUGACCGCUUAGAUAGGAUGUUGUAGGCACUCGUGAUUGAUUCACAGCUAUGAC
Molecule: messenger RNA, 1772 nt
Organism: Heterobasidion irregulare TC 32-1
Lineage: Eukaryota; Fungi; Basidiomycota; Agaricomycetes; Russulales; Bondarzewiaceae
Exons: 15
Coding region: 1-1722 (573 amino acids)
Cellular component (GO): membrane; endomembrane system
Source: RefSeq, a predicted model, not a curated record